Papaver somniferum (opium poppy) is the source of this 1149-nucleotide messenger RNA. RefSeq lists its product as uncharacterized. The transcript has a single exon. Bases 1 to 1149 code for a protein of 382 amino acids. The record is from RefSeq and is a predicted model, not a curated record. Lineage: Eukaryota; Viridiplantae; Streptophyta; Magnoliopsida; Ranunculales; Papaveraceae.
AUGAGUCCCCUAUUUGUCGAGAUCCACGGCACCACCCCUGCUACCGAAGGAGAUCUUCGAGUAAUCAUAGAAAAACAUGCAAGGUUAGAGGAGAUCCAACGAGAAAAUCCCAGAGCUCAUACUCAUCGUCCCUCACGCACGAAUUCUGUAGAACAAGCUAGCGGGUCCAAAAGAGGCAACUCGGAUGAACAACCUAGCGAGGACAGAAGAGAACGAAGAGAUGAUCUACGAAGAGAUGACCGGAAAUUCGAAGACCAGGUCUACACGAAGCUAAAUACCAUCUAUUCACACAUUCUGAAGGAAAUCAAGGGUCGGGAAAACCUCGAUUGGCCAUGGUCCAAGGGAAAGCAGCCCCCAAGAUCAGAAAAGUCGAGAGAAUACUGUGAAUAUCACUGUUUCAAUGGUCACCAAACAGAGAAAUGCAAGAAUCUCAAGAUAAUUAUUCAAAAGUUUAUUGACGCAGGAGAUCUUAAACAGUACGUACAGAGGACUAGCACCGAAGACAAGGCUAAACAAAGCAAGCAGGUUCAUAUACCUGAAGGAAACCGCACCCUUAACACCAUCUCAUGUUCUAAGACCACGGGGCCAUCCCUAACUGCCCAGAUAGGUAAAAGAUUGAGAAAGAAGUUUGAAGACUAUUGUGAGCUGUACAAAAUCGAUGGGGAAGAAGUGGAUGAACACGAACAAUGGAUGAACGCACCAAUGGUUUUCGACGCGGACGACGUCGAAGAAGAUAUGGAGGACCACAACGACCCUCUAGUUCUCACGCUGCCAGUAGUAAGGUGCAACAUCAAGAAGAUACACAUCGAUGGAGGAAGCUCAGUCAAUGUUUUAUUCUAUGAUACAUUCAAACGAAUGGAACUCAACGAUGAACAACUGUUAUCUUCGUACUACACUAUCUACGGUUUCAACGGAGCAGCCACGAAGCCUUUAGGAGACAUUGUAUUGCAAGUAGACGCAGGGCCAAUAAAGGUCGACACGCGGUUCAGUGUGGUGGAUGCACCAUCACCCUAUAACGCCAUAAUUGGCCGAAGGUGGGUACAAAAACUCAAAGGAGUGGCGGCUACCUAUCACAAAUACCUUAGGUUUUCAACUCCCCAAGGGAUAAUAGAAAUAAAAGGAGACCAGGGCACUGCGCGAGAAUGUUAA